Messenger RNA from Puccinia triticina, 1002 nucleotides. RefSeq lists its product as uncharacterized. Bases 1 to 1002 code for a protein of 333 amino acids. The transcript is spliced from 6 exons. Gene Ontology annotation, cellular component: cytoplasm; nucleus. Lineage: Eukaryota; Fungi; Basidiomycota; Pucciniomycetes; Pucciniales; Pucciniaceae. The record is from RefSeq and is a predicted model, not a curated record. Gene Ontology annotation, molecular function: protein serine/threonine phosphatase activity.
AUGGCUGAUCAGGGCGGUCAAGAUAUCGACUUAGACUCGGUUAUCGAUCGACUCCUCGAAGUCAGGGGAAAUCGACCCGGUAAACAGGUCCAACUACAAGAAUACGAAAUCAAGUUUCUAUGUACUCGCGCUAGAGAGAUAUUCAUCAACCAGCCUAUCCUACUUGAAUUAGAAGCACCCAUCAAGAUCUGUGGUGAUAUCCAUGGCCAGUAUUACGAUCUGUUGAGAUUAUUCGAGUAUGGUGGCUUCCCUCCCGAAGCCAACUAUCUGUUCCUGGGGGACUACGUCGAUCGUGGAAAACAGUCGCUAGAAACUAUCUGCUUGUUGUUGGCCUACAAGAUCAAGUAUCCCGAAAACUUUUUCAUCCUGAGAGGCAACCACGAGUGCGCUAGUAUCAAUCGGAUAUAUGGCUUCUAUGAUGAAUGCAAACGGCGUUACAACAUCAAACUCUGGAAAACGUUCACCGACUGCUUCAACUGUCUCCCAAUCGCCGCUAUCAUCGAUGAGAAAAUCUUCACCAUGCAUGGCGGUCUGAGUCCCGACUUGCAAAGCAUGGAACAGAUCCGUCGCGUCAUGAGGCCCACCGACGUACCCGACACGGGUCUACUCUGUGAUUUGCUGUGGUCAGAUCCUGACAAGGAUAUCACCGGCUGGUCCGAAAACGAUCGAGGGGUCUCAUUCACGUUCGGGCCAGACGUGGUCACUCGGUUCUUACAGAAACACGACAUGGAUCUGAUCUGUCGAGCCCACCAAGUCGUCGAAGACGGCUACGAGUUCUUCGCCAAACGUCAGUUGGUCACCCUCUUCUCGGCCCCCAAUUACUGCGGUGAAUUCGACAACGCUGGCGCGAUGAUGAGCGUCGACGAAACGUUGUUGUGCAGUUUCCAAAUCCUCAAACCGGCAGAGAAGAAGCAAAAGUUCAUGUACGGAGGGAUGAACACCGGACGACCGGUGACACCACCCCGAAAGCAAAAGAAAAAAGACGGCGGCAAACCGGCAUGA